UCUUUAGAGGAUUGCCCUCUAGAUGAAGAUGAAGAUACAUUUCAGGGCCUUGGAGAAGAAGAUGAGGAGAUCGAUCAGUUCAACGAUGAUACAUUUGGGUCAGGUGCCAUUGACGAUGACUGGCAGGAAGCACAUGAGCGCCUGGCCGAGUUGGAAGAGAAGCCGCCGGUGGCCGCUGGCGAGCAAGCGGGCAACGGAGAGAGGGAUGAGAUGGACUUGCUGGGGGACCAUGAGGAGAACCUGGCCGAAAGGCUCAGCAAGAUGGUGAUUGAGAACGAGCUGGAAGAUCCAGCCAUCAUGAGGGCAGUGCAGACCAGGCCGGUUUUGCAACCGCAGCCUGGAAGUCUGAAUUCGAGCAUCUGGGAUGGAUCCGAAGUCCUGAGGCGAAUCCGAGGACCACUGCUUGCCCAGGAAACGCCCGCGGUGUCUGUGUUAGAAUAUGCCUUGCCGCAGAGGGCCCCGCAGGGCCCGGAAGAUGAGCGGGAUCUCUCCGAGCGCGCGCUGCCGCGGCGGUCGACGUCGCCUGUCAUCGGGAGCCCCCCCGUGCGAGCCGUCCCCAUAGGCACCCCGCCUAAGCAGGUGGCCGUGCCCAACUUCAGCCAGCAGAUUCUGUGUCCGAAGCCUGUCCACGUCCGGCCCCCGAUGCCGCCGCGUUAUCCUGCUCCCUAUGGCGAGAGGAUGUCUCCAGACCAGCUGUGCAGGGUCCCGAACUCUUCCCUCCUGGGUCCACCUUUUCCUGCCAACACUCCUCCUGUUCUCAGCCCCCUGCAGAGAGCACAGCUUCUCGGAGGAGCUCAGCUGCAGCCUGGACGGAUGUCUCCCAGCCAGUUCGCACGGGUCCCUGGGUUCGUCGGGAGCCCGCUUGCUGCCGUGAAUCCCAAGCUGCUACAAGGGCGGGUUGGGCAGAUGCUUCCCCCAGCCCCAGGCUUCCGUGCCUUCUUCGGCGCCCCGCCCCCCGCCACGCCGCCUCCGCAGCCGCACCCUCCGGGCCCAGGCCCUCAUCUGCAAACCCUACGGUCUCAGGCCCCCAUGUUCAGAGCAGACACGACUCACCUCCAUCCCCAGCACCGGCGACUGCUGCACCAGAGACAGCUGCAGAACAGGAAUCAGCAUCGGAACCUCAACGGUGCUGGAGAGAGAGGAAGUCACCGCAGCAGUCACCAGGACCACCUCCGGAAGGACCCGUACGCCAACCUCAUGUUGCAGCGGGAAAAGGACUGGGUCUCUAAAAUCCAGAUGAUGCAGCUGCAAAGCACUGACCCCUACCUGGAUGAUUUUUACUACCAGAAUUACUUUGAGAAACUGGAGAAACUGUCAGCUGCUGAAGAAAUGCAAGGUGACGGCCCUAAAAAGGAGCGCACCAAGCUCAUCACCCCGCAGGUGGCCAAGCUGGAGCACGCCUACAAGCCAGUGCAGUUCGAGGGCUCUCUGGGAAAGCUCACCGUCUCCAGCGUGAAUAACCCUCGGAAGAUGAUCGAUGCCGUGGUGACGUCGCGGGGUGAAGACGAUGAGACAAAAGAAAAGCAAGUUCGGGACAAGAGAAGGAAGACGCUUGUCAUAAUUGAGAAAACCUAUAGCUUACUCCUGGACGUGGAGGAUUACGAAAGGCGCUAUCUCCUAAGUCUAGAAGAGGAGCGGCCUGCCCUGGUGGACGAAAGAAAGCACAAGAUCUGUGGCAUGUACGACAACUUGCGAGGCAAGCUGCCCGGCCGAGACAGGCCGAGUGACGAGCACUUCGUCCAGAUCAUGUGCAUCCGGAAGGGGAAGAGGAUGGUCGCCCGCGUUCUCCCCUUCCUGUCCACAGAGCAGGCGGCCGACAUCCUCAUGGCCACCGCGCGCAACCUCCCCCUCCUUAUCAAGAAGGACGCCCAGGACGAGGUCCUGCCGUGCUUGCUGAGUCCCUUCUCUGUCCUCCUCUAUCACCUCCCGUCGGUGACAGUCACGAGCCUCCUGCAGCAGCUGAUGAACCUACCUCAGAGUGCAGCCGCACCAGCGCCCUGCAACCCUCACCUCACCACUGUGCUCCAGAACAAGUUCGGCCUCUCGCUGCUCCUCACCCUCCUGAGCCGCGGGGAAGACCUGCAGCGCCUGGAGCCCGCAGCGGAGCCCGCGCAGAGUGACCAGUGGACGGAGGUGAUGUUCAUGGCCACCAGGGAGCUCCUGCGGAUUCCCCAGGCCGCCCUGGCCAAGCCCAUCUCCGCGCCCGCAAACCUCGUGUCCCUCUUCUCUCGCUAUGUCGACCAGCAGAAGCUGACCUUGCUGGAGACGAAGCUGCAGCUGGUUCAGGGGAUCCGGUGAGAGGCUUCCGCUGUGUGCUGACCUCCUGUGGCCGCCACCUGCACCGCUCCAUCGCUGAGGGAGUGUCGCGAGAGGGAGGUGGUGGCGGUGGCCGGGCCGGAGCAGACGCGGGCUGCAUCAAGGCCGGGGCUUCCCGCGGCUCCGGGAAGAGUGACGGACGACUCCCGCUGGUCCUCUGUACCUCUGCGUUACCGUUCUGCAUGUCCCCUUUACUUGGUUCUUUACCAUUUUGCGUUUUCUUUGCCCUAGAGAUACAAAGAGAAUCCCUCCCUUUAUCCCACCACACCGCCCACCUCACAGUAGAGCGCAGCCUUCCAAAGGAGUCUCCCUCAUCCUGCGGGAGACGUUUGGCACUGUCCCAUGGUAAGGUGACUUUAGGAGAGCCAGCUGAGUAGAACUCAAGGCAGAUUCACACACGCGCGCCUGUGCGCACUUACGUGGUCUCCACGGGGCCCUUACGAUGAGUUUUAGAUGGAAAAGUACUUAGUGGACACAUACCUCCUCUGAACACAAGCCAGCGGCCUCAUCUUCCAUCUGUCUCUGCUCCGCCUCGCCGUUCCUCUGGUGGGUCCUCGUCUUCGCGUGAAUCUGGGGUGUGCAGCACUUCGAGUGAAAUCUGAAUUUGUACCCGGCUGCUGCCCAGCCUUAGGCCGAGACGUCCUCCCUCGGGCCUGUGUCUCCUUCGUGUCUCCCUUCUGAGCGGCAGCAGCACACGGUUAAGCCUUCUCGUGCUCCCGCGGCCGCAGCCUCAAGCCCGUCCCCGCCUGGGGUCCGAGAGCCCGUGCUGUGGCAGAGCCCUGUGCCCCGCGCUGUCCCCCCAAGGGGACUGCCGCUCCUCCCUGUCCCCGGCUGCGCUGGCGGCCGCGGAUGCCGCCCUGGCCUGCUGUGCCCAUUCCGGGCAGCGGGUUCUGGGUGUGACCUCCGCGGGGACAGCGGCCGUGCCGGCCGCCCGCGUCCUCCCACACAGCAGCGAGGACGGGGUCCCUGACCCCUGCGGGCCGCCAGCCUGGAGACGCUGAGACCUGGGCCCCCUCCCCGCAGCCGUCCCGACCUCGGUCCUGCUGCCCUCGCCUUUCGAAUGUAGUUGGUCGGGCCGGCCUGUGGCGGGAGUGGCCACUUUGCACGUCCUUGUAUCGUACAACAGAGCCCUCCGUUGGGCCGGCAAGCUGCCCUGCCUGGUCGCGGCCUGGUCGCGGCCCAGCUCCACCAGCGUCCCCAGGCCGCCACCUUGCGUCCCCUGCGACAGCUACUGACUCCCACCCACGCCUCUCCCUCCCUCACGGCCGAUCAAGUGAAUAUUUGAUCGUUUUUUCCUGACUGUGCUUUAUCUUGUUUGGUUCUAAUUAAUGAAAAUAAAGGUUUCUAAAUUUACAUUUUUAUAGGGUAUUGUAAAUAAAAACAAAUUGUAUAAUUGAA
Chinchilla lanigera (long-tailed chinchilla) is the source of this 3714-nucleotide messenger RNA. It is a transcript of the gene Patl1, whose product is annotated as protein associated with topoisomerase II homolog 1 (yeast). Gene Ontology annotation, cellular component: P-body. The record is from RefSeq and is a predicted model, not a curated record. Gene Ontology annotation, biological process: P-body assembly; deadenylation-dependent decapping of nuclear-transcribed mRNA. NCBI's taxonomy places the organism in Eukaryota, Metazoa, Chordata, Mammalia, Rodentia, Chinchillidae. Gene Ontology annotation, molecular function: RNA binding.